UCCCCGUGUCUCGGCCCCGCCGCUCCGCGCCCCGGCACGAUGGUUCCGCGGGGGGCGGUGACAGCGCGGGGGGAGCACGGCCCCUUUAAGAGCGGCGCCGCCAUGAUCUGCCUGGUGCUGGGGCUCUUCGCCGGCCUCUUCCACAGCGCCUUCGGCGGGGUCAAUGAACGAACCUUCGUGGCCAUCAAACCGGACGGGGUCCAGCGGCGCCUGGUCGGGGAGAUCAUCCGGCGCUUCGAGAGGAAGGGGCUGCAGCUGGUGGGGAUGAAGCUGCUGCAGGCCUCGGAGGAGCUGCUGAAGGAACACUACAUCGCCCUGCGGGACCGUCCCUUCUAUGGCCGCCUGGUGAAGUACAUGAGCUCCGGGCCCAUCGUGGCCAUGGUCUGGCAGGGCCUGGAUGUGGUGAAGACAGUUCGCACCAUGAUUGGGGAGACCAAUCCAGCUGAAUCCAGGCCUGGCACCAUCCGAGGAGACUUCUGUGUGGAAGUCAGCAAGAACGUGAUCCACGGCAGUGACUCGGUGGAGAGUGCCCAGCAGGAGAUCUCGCUCUGGUUCCGCCCCGAGGAGCUGCCGUGCUGGGAGGACACGGCUGCACACUGGAUCUACGAGUGAGCAGCGAUCCCAAGGGAAGUUCAUCUUCCUGCUGGGACACAGCACACCUCCAUCCAUUUCAUGGCAGCUGCUGGGGCUGGCUGCAGAUCCUCUGUGGGAUUCCUCUUGUGUCUGUGGGAUUCUGGGAGCUGGGCUGUGCGUGGAAUGCUGGUUCAGCUCCUGCCAAGGGGAGCUCUUCCUUUUUUUCUCUCUCUGCUCUAGUAAGUAGUUGGUAUUGUUGCUCUGUUUGCUGCAGCAUCUUAAAUCCCAAGUAGCUCAAGCUGAUUAAUUGAAGCAAAACUCGGGCUCUUGGCCCAUUCCUGGGUGUUCUCAUCCCUGCCUGGAGCAGGAGAAUGUGUGUUCCUUGCUGCUGGGAGAGGUGCUGGUCACGAGGUGAUGGGCUUGACAAUUUACCUGCAUUUCUAGAAGGCUUUUCACCAAAGGCUCUUAAAGAAUUGGGCUGCUGUAGGAUAAGGGAGCAAAUUCUCAUUUUGGAGUUCACUCUAAGACAAGGAAUGAAGGAUGGGACAAUUCUCUCUCCCUUGGUGGGAGCCCUGUGUGCUGGGACUGGCAGAAGCUCACCCAGUUUCAGAUGUGAUGAAUGAGUCCGUGGAAGAAAGAUUCUCCAAAUGCUGCUAAACGCACAAUUCCUCAGGCUCUGCUUCCUGGGCUGUGGCUGCUGGGAGUGGGAAGCAGCUCCUUCAGGCCUGCUCUGGUUCUCUGGGGCUGCAUGGCCCUGACCCAGCCUGACACCAGAUUGUCCCUCCAUGGUCACUGAUGCGAGGCAGCAGUACUGGGGCAGCCACAGAAAUAGCAGGGGGAGAGGGAGGCAGGGAAGGAUUUGUGGACCUGGGGCUCGGGAAGGACUAUUUAGGGGAGUAUUUACCUCUCUCUUGUGCACAGCAGAGGCUGUGGAGUCCUGGCACUGAGCUCUGGCAGGUCUUGAGAUCUUCCUUGUCCCCCUGAGAGCUUGCAGUGGAGCUUUUCUGCUGGGAGGGUAUCUGGAAACCAGUUUGUAAUGGGCUGGACACCACCUGUGAGCUGUGCCUGGGCCACCCAGCUCCUCAGAGUUGUGCUGUGUCUGAGCUCCCUGUGCAGCCUCACCAGAGCAAAAGGACAGGGACAGUGAUAUGGAGUCCUGCCAUGGAACAGGGACAUGGAUAAAACAAGGGAACAAGAUCCCCAGGGCUUUACUGUGUGCAGGAUGAGUUUGACCUGUGCCCUAAAAGCCUGUCCCUGUGGGUCCUCAGUUUUGUAGGUGCUGGGGAAUGAGGGCAGCUCUUAGGGAGCAGAGUGAAGUCACCCCCCCUCGUGCUCCGUGCUGGUCCCACGGUGGUGGGGCUGAGCAGGGCAGGGCUGGGAGGUCUCCCUCUAGUGAGUGGGGCUGUCCAGCUGCCUCAGCCAAGGCUCCUCCUGCCUUGGGGCCUUCUCCAAGCACCUGUGUCCAGCUCUAAAUACCUGACAGAUCCCAUUUGUUCCUGGAACUUGUCCACUUGGCUGAACUUGGAGUCUGGCUGCAGCAGGGCUGCAGGAGAAUGCGCUGGUGAAGACCGAGGUAUGAAGCCAGUGGGAGGAAGGCCAUGUUUGUUGUUUAACAGAUGCACUGAGAAGAGCUGUUGGCACCAAGAACUGCCAGCUCUAACACAGGAAAACUGUGCCCAAAUAGCUGAGCUUCGUCUCCUUCGUCUCUGAGCCUCUUCCUGAAGGAUCCCUCUUCUCCCUGACUACACAGACAGGAUUUAAGAUGCCUCCUGUUUGAAAGUGCACUGAACUCCAGUCAGAUAACAGACCUGACUCAUCAAGCCACAGUCCCAGGCCAGUCCUCUCCUCUCUGUGUGUGUAGGUUUGGUGUCUGCCAUGACCUCGUCCCACUCUGGGGCAAGACGGAGCAGCAGCUGCAGGGAAAGGGCCCCCAGAGACACUGCUGGGAGCAGGUACAGGAGCUGAGCUCUGGGGGUCUUCCUCGAGCCCCUGGGCACUUUUAAUUGCUUUGCAUGUUGUUUUCUGCUGCUUUUCCUCUGUCCAAGACUGUGCUAAACUGUAAUAAUAAAUGUAGAAGCUGUC
Molecule: messenger RNA, 2655 nt
Organism: Vidua macroura (Pin-tailed whydah)
Lineage: Eukaryota; Metazoa; Chordata; Aves; Passeriformes; Viduidae
Gene: NME3
Product: NME/NM23 nucleoside diphosphate kinase 3
Exons: 5
Coding region: 40-612 (190 amino acids)
Biological process (GO): GTP biosynthetic process; UTP biosynthetic process; CTP biosynthetic process
Molecular function (GO): nucleoside diphosphate kinase activity
Source: RefSeq, a predicted model, not a curated record